Messenger RNA from Coccomyxa subellipsoidea C-169, 2782 nucleotides. RefSeq lists its product as hypothetical. Bases 110 to 2782 code for a protein of 890 amino acids. The record is from RefSeq and is a predicted model, not a curated record. The transcript is spliced from 14 exons. Lineage: Eukaryota; Viridiplantae; Chlorophyta; Trebouxiophyceae; Coccomyxaceae.
CACGUAUUCUCUUCAUUUGAAACUGUUGUGACUGUUCUCUUCGCCGAACCGUGUGCGCGUUAGACAUGCAGAGUUUGACAGCUGGAACGGAGCACUAACAAGUCUUAGGAUGGAACAGGGUCAACCGUCUGCAACAGAUGAUGCCAAGGGCCCUCGGAAAAAUCUGCUGGGUUUUCUGGCUCAUCGUCUCAAACAGAGAGAGGCCUCAGCCGCUGCGAUGCCUGGCCAUGAUGGCCCAUCCUCUGCAAGUGGCAGCAAAGAAACUCUGCGAGCAUCUGUGAAAGAGGAAAUCAGCACAGCGUCAGGAGCAGGGUCCCUGGCAUCAGAUGGCUCUGAAGCCUCUGAAGAGCUUGUCGAGAGGCAUGCCAGCCCCGCCCGAAUAGGGCACUCCGCAGCAGAGAUUCGUGUUGGCACGCAGCCAAGUGCAUCUGUCUCUGGGGCAGCAGCCAGGGGAGGCUUGGGCACUUGGCUGACGAGGAUUACUGGCGCCUACUCGACAGCAGUGAGGGGACUUGGGGGCAGCCUGCUUCGUGGGGACAAGCUGAAUGACUAUGCAGAAACAAAGGACCGCUUGGAGCGCACGGCUGCUGAUCUUCAUGGGGAGGUGCGCAUUGUGGGGCUGCGCCGGUGGACGAGCAUCAUGCAGUGCCUUAGCUCGCAGGUCCAGGGGCCCAUCUACACCACGCAGCCCCUGUCUCCCGGGAGCCCCAACGGCGAGGGCGACUGGCAAACUUUUACGCAGGUCGGGGGCACAGCGCCGUCAUCUGCAGAGGCGGAGGUGGCAAUGCGCGUGAAUGACAUGUGGUUCAUGGAGCCCGGUGGCGAGCCCCUGACUUUCAGGGAAGUCUUCCUGAAGAGCCGCGCGCUGGAGAACAUCAUCGCAGGGUAUGCCAAAUGGCCGCCAGCGGAUCCGUCCGAGAGGGAGCUACUGGUGGACCUGUUUGCUGUGGCGCUGGGCGGCGAUGCGCAGCUGCACAGCCGCCUGGUGGAUGCGCUCAUGCGGCUGACUGAGACCUGUGCGCGGUGGAAGGAGGCCGGCGCCAGCCCAGAGGAGUGCAUGAGCAUCUCUUUGCCUGUUGCGGACGCCCUGGGCUCCCUGAAAGCUGCGGCUUCCGUGGCCAUUCUGGAUCGCAAGAUGGCGGCCCUCAAGUCAGAGAUCUCGCAGCAGGCAGCGUUAGCGGCUCAGAAGCACAAGUUCAACCAGGGCAGCGCGCACCCGACGGGCGAUGCCAGCCCCCGCCGACUCGCUUCCGGCCUUGCCGCCACAGCGCAGGUGAUGGCGCAGAGCGAGCGGCUGUGCCGGCUGGCGGCGGAGCGGCGGGCACUCGUGGAGGCGGCGCUGGCGGCUGAUGUGUCGGGGGCGCUGGCGGGCAUGCAGGACCGCGGCGCAGCGCUGUCGGCCGCCAUCCUGGACGCGGAGGCGCGCAUAACCUCCGUCCUGCGCCAGAAGCGCGACGGCCAGUCCAACCGCGGGCGCAAGCUGCAGUCGAUGGAGGGGGGGCUGCGGGAGGUGGGCGAGGAGAUCGCGGGGCUGGACGCGCGCCGCAACGCGCUCCUGGCACAGCUGGCGCAGCUGGAGGCGCAGCUGGCGCAGGCGCACGCGCGGCGCGCCGACCUGGAGGAGUCUCGCAACGUUUUUGAGGAGGGCGUCGCCUUCUCCCUCGACGCCCUCCAGCACCAGGUGGACGAGCUGGCGGCGGAGCACCGGCGGCACAAUGCGGAGUCGACGGCGCUGCAGGAGGGACGCGCGCUGCUGGGGGUGCUGUCCGGGGAGGCGCCCGGCAUGCUGGCGGCCGCCGUGCGCUCGGCACGCGCGACCGCUACCGAGGCCGCGCAGGACUUCAUCCACUCGGCCUGCCGCCACCUGUACUUCCAGCGCGCCGAGGCCCAGCUGCUCCUGCGCAAGCUGCUCUUCUGCGCCGCCGAGCUGCAGAGCCUGUGCACGAAGGAGGAGAGCGCGGCGAGGAUGGGCAUGACGGCGCUCACAUCAGACGUGGCCGGUCAGAGGCGCGCGCUGCAGCUGACCUUCCUGGAGGCCGAGGCAGCAGCCACCGCCCGCCUGGCCGAGGUUGACGCCGUUCGCGCCGCCGUCGAGGCCGCCUGCUCCAUCAAGCUGCCGCCCUCCACAGCACCGGCAGAGGUGACCGGCACGAAAGAGAGCAGCGUGAGCAGCACACAGACAGAGGAGUUUGUGGAUCUGCUGGCGUCAAUUGCAGAGCUGCGCAAGCAGAUAGAGGGCCUGGACAGGCCUGACAGCCUGCCUCCCCCUGGCCAGCCGCUGCCAAUGGAGGAGGAAGGCCAGAUGGUCCCAGAGGCCGAGGGGCUGGUCGUGAAGACAGUUUCAGGAGCAGGGCCGCAAAUUGCCGGGUCUGCAGGUGCCCCCCAUGUGCCGCACAUAGAGGCAGAAGAGGUGUCGCCUGCAGAAGACUUUGCGCGCGAUGAGAGCCCGGACGCCGUGCAGCUGGAGUCACUGGUAGAUCAAAAGGCCGCUCUGCAUACAGAGGAACCUGCCCAAAGCGUUGUGCCGCCCUCUGGCAGUGAUAAGGUGGAGGAAGAGGUCACAGCUGAUCCACCAGCAGGUGCAGAGCCACUCAGUGCUCCUGCUCCUGGUGGGCAUGGCAGCCCAAAAGAUGGCCAUGGGACCGGGGAUGCGGUACAGGAUGGCUCAGAUGACAUGGAGCAGCAGCGGGAAACAGACAAGCCUAAAACUGUGCAUGCUACGGCAGCGUCAGCUCCGCACCAGACAGAGGAGCAUCUGCCUCUGCCGUUGCACGAUGACUGA